CGCAGCUCCCUCUCUCCCUUUCAAGAACCAGCUAAAACCCAGAUAAGAUUCUUCCUCAUCAUCUUUAUUACGUUACCUUCUCUCACAUCCUCGCCAAAACAUGGCGCCACGUGUUUGCCAACCGAGCUCUCUCCCUUUCUGGCCUCGCUUACCAUGUUUGCCACCUUGUUCGUAUCGAAUCCUAAAGGAUAAAACGCUCCUCCUUUUUUUGUUGUCGAGCUGCACAGAGUGUGAAGUUUAUUGAGUUGGUCUUAUCCUGAGCAAUGGCAUCGCCCAGAAGUUAUGCGAUUCCUGAGGGCUGGGUGAUGCGGAAGAAGGUUGAGAACGACGGGACUGAGGUCGAGCGCUUCGUCUGUCUUGCAACAGGACUAGAAUUUGGAACCUAUAAUGGGAUGAUGCGGUAUGUUCAUUUUGCUAUAGCUAGAGAAGCUUCCGUCUACUCACCGGGCUUCAGUCCACCGAAGAAAAAAGCCAGCUCUAAGCGGGGAAAGAAGAAAGCGAGCUCUAAGCAGAGAAGCAAUGCACAAAAGGAAGGGGGAGCAAAGAAGAAAGCGAGCUCUAAGUAGGGAAGCAAUGCACAAAGGGAUGGUGGAGCUCUAAGCGGGGAAGCAAUCCGAGCUCAAAUUUAAAAAUAGAUCAAGCUUUGUGUUAGAAAGAAAAGGCUGGUUAUUUCAAAACCGGCUAUUUCUCCCCUCUCUCGUCUAUCUUCUCCCCCCUAACUAGCGAGAAUGUUUGUAAUUUUUCAUUAUUAAUAAGUGUAUCAAUUGUGUUUGUUCUGGAAUUGUUAUUCAUAUUAUGUUUUUGUACCACAUUUUCAU
This is a messenger RNA of Pyrus x bretschneideri (Chinese white pear), 818 nucleotides long. RefSeq lists its product as uncharacterized. The transcript is spliced from 3 exons. The record is from RefSeq and is a predicted model, not a curated record. The coding region runs from base 264 to 566 and encodes 100 amino acids. NCBI's taxonomy places the organism in Eukaryota, Viridiplantae, Streptophyta, Magnoliopsida, Rosales, Rosaceae.